Molecule: messenger RNA, 1383 nt
Organism: Lasiodiplodia theobromae
Lineage: Eukaryota; Fungi; Ascomycota; Dothideomycetes; Botryosphaeriales; Botryosphaeriaceae
Product: Nudix family hydrolase
Exons: 2
Coding region: 1-1383 (460 amino acids)
Molecular function (GO): coenzyme A diphosphatase activity
Source: RefSeq, a predicted model, not a curated record
AUGCCACCACCACGCGAGCCUGCCGCUGCCGAGACCCCUCCCUCUCCGGAACUCCUCUCUCACCUCCAGACCGUACUCCAAGACCUCUCGCAAAAUCCAUACCCCUACGUCGAGAACCCGCCGAAUUGCAAGAAGCGCGCAUCCGUAGCGCUUAUCAUUCGCGUCCAACCGCGCUAUUCGCACUGGCCGGACAAGCAGAACAGAGCCCAAUGGAGCGGCAGGGGUGAGGACGAGUCGGUCGACAGCAGGCUUGACAGGUUCUUCGCGCAGGGCUGGGUGCAGCAUGGCGACCCGGAGGUGCUGUUCAUUAAGCGCGCGCACCGUCCGGGCGACAGGUGGACCAGUCACGUCGCCCUGCCCGGCGGCCGCAGAGACCCUGAGGACGCCGACGACCGCGCCGCCGCCGUGAGGGAGACUGAGGAGGAGGUGGGCAUCGAGCUGACCGACGACAACUCGAUUCCCGUGGGCAACCUGCCCGAGCGCGUCGUCACGACGUCGUGGGGGAAAGUACCACUCAUGGUUCUCUGCCCGUACAUUUACCUCCUCACCGACCCCGAGCCUCCGGCCCUCCGCCUGCAGCCCGCCGAGGUCGGGUCCUGCCAUUGGGUCUCGAUGCGCGCUCUGCUCUCCCCGACACAACGCACAUACUGGCACGAAGACGUGUCCAACCGCCUCGCCAAGCAAGAAGUCGGCAUAAAGCGCUGGUUCCUGCGCGCGAUGCUGGGCAAGAUGAUCUUCGCCGCCAUCCGGCUGAUCCCCUCGCAGAGCGAGUACUGCAGUACCAUCCCUGGCUUCGUGCCGGAAGACGGCGGCGACGAGCAGCACAGCGGCCGGUCUGUGUCCGCCCAACUAUCGAAUUGGUGGAACGGCAGCAGUGUGCAGCCGUCGGCCAGCACGGACACCCCCUUGCUUCUCUGGGGGCUCACGCUCGGCAUCAUGGCCGACUUCCUCGACCUGAUUCCGCCCUACAACGCCGUCCGCCUGUGGACUUAUCCGACCUUUACGCCCCUCGACGUGCGCUUCCUGCUCUGGGCCACGUCGUACUCCUUCCGCAAGCGCAAGGAGAAGGUCUUGGCCGAGCACCACAACGGCAUCCAGGCCCCCAUCACCGUCGAGGAGGGCUUGGACAGCGUCGAGGCCCGCCCGCCCGCGAACGGCAAGAUAGAUCCGCCGGAAUCGGGUAUCAGCGGUUUGGGCGUAGAGCGGUACUACAGCAGGCUCGGGCAGAAGAACCCCGCGACCAGGUCGUCGGCGGUGGGCAUCCUGCUCGAGGGUUACUACGACAUCGUGCGGAAGACAGUCGCAUUAGCACUGACUGCGAGAGUCUCUGUGUUUGCGGCUGUAGUUGCUACGUUAGUAGUAAAGUAUAGACGACUGAGAUGA